Orcinus orca (killer whale) is the source of this 5356-nucleotide messenger RNA. RefSeq names its product SAM and SH3 domain containing 3 (gene SASH3). Gene Ontology annotation, biological process: positive regulation of B cell proliferation; positive regulation of immunoglobulin production; positive regulation of adaptive immune response. Gene Ontology annotation, cellular component: cytoplasm; nucleus. The record is from RefSeq and is a predicted model, not a curated record. Bases 1776 to 2918 code for a protein of 380 amino acids. Lineage: Eukaryota; Metazoa; Chordata; Mammalia; Artiodactyla; Delphinidae. Gene Ontology annotation, molecular function: protein binding. The transcript is spliced from 8 exons.
UUUUUAAAAAUUUAAAAACAGCUUUAUUUAGGUAUAAUUUAACUACAAUAAGCUGCACAUUUUAAAAGUAUACGAUUUGUUCAGUUUUUACAUAUGUAUACACCGAUGAAACCAUCACCACAACCAAGAUUGUGAACUACCCAUCACCCCCAAAAGGGUCCUUGUGACCCUCCUGAUCUCUCCCUCCCCUCCCCAUCCCCCCAAACCACUGAUCUGCUCUCUGUGCAAAUCAUGCUGCAGAGAGAGAGACAGAGAGAGAGACAGAGAGAGAGAGAGAGAGAGACACACACACACACACACACACACACACACGGGGGGGGGGGAGAGAGAGGUUAAAUGCUCAAAAACAGAAAAAUAUUCAUGCAAAUAGUAUGGAAGAUAAUUUCGGAGAAUUUUUGAAUUUUGUUUAUCCUUGUUUUCUAAAUCGUAUAUGACGCAUAUGAAUUGCUUUUGUAAUAAGAAAAAGUAAUUAAGGUUAUUAAAAUAUCUGCCACAGAUAACCCACAAAGCGAACAUUCUAAACUUAGCACAUAGACAUUCGAGAAAUGCCUGCUGAAAGGGACAUUUGCUGGUGGUGUGGAGUUGCUUGCAAUUGCUUUUUUAUUCAUGUUGAUGGCUGUGGUGGUGAUAAAUAUAAGUGGUGAUGGCCAAGGGAUGUUGACUCUAGGUGUGAGUGCUCUGGUGAGAAUGGCUGCAGGUGUGCCGGUGACAGUGGAGAUGACUGCUGCAGGGUGAUGGUGGAGGAGAGAUGGCUCUAGGAGUUAUGGUUGUAGGGGUGAGGGCAUCAGUGGGCAUGACUGGCUAUAGUGAUAGUGUCUGUAAGGGUGAUAGCUAUGAGGAUGAUCACCGUACCGGUGAUAGUGGCAGUGGUGAGGCAGAUAGAGACAGAUGGCCGAGGGGUGUUGACUACAGGGGUGGUUGUUUUAGCAGUGAUGGCUGUAGUGGUGCUAAUGGCAGUGGGAAUGACUGCAGGGAUGAUAGCUGAAAGGUGUUGGCUGCAGGGGUGUGGUGAUGGUUGUAGGGGUGAUGGCUGUAGGGAUGAUGGUCGUGGGGUAAGAGUGUCAUGGGAGUGACUGGCUGUAAUGUCCGUAAGGAUAACAGCCGAGAGGAUGAUGGUUGUGACAGUGAUAGCAGCAGUGAUGACUAUAGGGGUGAUGGCUGUAGGGAUGGUUUUUCUAGCAGUGGUGGCUGUAGGUGUGCCAGUAGCAGUGGAGAUGACUUCAGGGCUGAUGGCUGUAGAUAGGAGUGAUGGCUAUGGGGUGAUAGGAGAGGGACUGAUAGCAGUGAUGACCUUGGCGAUGCAAGGUGACUGGGAGCAUUGGCCCCACAGGCAGAGAGAUGGUCCCACUUCCGGUUUCGGGACUCUGGUCAGUGAGAUAAAGGGCUUGAGUAGGCCGUAUGUCAGGUUGACUGGCCGAAGGACUGGCAAUGGUUGCCAUGAGAUGGCAGGGUAGGGACUUUUCUCUGCUUGUUCAACCCAAGAGCCGUCUGCAUCAGAAUCUCUGGAGACUGAAGCUGGGACUUCCUUCCUCCCUAGGGGCCGGCAGGGGCUGCGAUUGCUGUAAGAGCAGGUCACGUGACGGGGCUUCCUGUAUGCUGCUGCCGCCGGGUGUCCAUGGCCCGCACCCCCAAGCUGCCAGUGCAGCAGUCAGAGUGGCAGCCGGAGGCUCAGUCCAUGCCGUGCCCCCUGGACGGUGCCGGCGAGGCUGAGCAAGAGGCCUCCGCAUCUCGAUACCUACGAGCGCAGGGGCGGAGCAUCACCAGGGUAGAGGACCAUGUUGCGCCGUAAGCCCUCCAACGCCAGCGAGAAGGAGCCCACGCAGAAGAAAAAGCUCUCGCUUCAGCGCUCCAGCAGCUUCAAAGAUUUUGCCAAAUCCAAACCCAGCUCCCCAGUGGUGAGCGAGAAGGAAUUUAAUCUGGAUGAUAAUAUUCCAGAAGAUGACUCAGGUGUUCCGCCCCCAGAGGAUGCUGGAAAGAGCAGCAAAAAGCUGGGGAAGAAGUGGAGGGCCGUGAUUUCCCGAACCAUGAACAGGAAGAUGGGCAAGAUGAUGGUGAAGGCCCUGUCGGAGGAGAUGGGAGAUACUCUGGAGGAGGGCUCAGCCUCCCCGACGUCUCCGGACUGCAGCCUGGACAGCCCCGGCCCUGAGAAGAUGGCGCUGGCCUUUUCUGAGCAAGAGGAGACGCAGCUCCCAGCACUCAGCCGCCAGGCAUCCACAGGCAGUGAGCUCUGCAGCCCCAGCCCAGGCUCUGGCAGCUUCGGGGAGGAACCACCUGCCCCCCAGUACACAGGGCCCUUCUGUGGCCGGGCACGAGUCCACACCGACUUCACUCCCAGCCCGUAUGACCAUGACUCACUGAAACUGCAGAAGGGAGAUAUGAUCCAGAUCAUCGAAAAGCCGCCUGUGGGCACGUGGCUGGGCCUGCUCAAUGGCAGGCUGGGCUCUUUCAAGUUCAUCUACGUGGACGUGCUGCCCGAGGAGGCUGUGGGACCUGCCCGCCCCAGCCGCCGACAGAGCAAGGGCAAGAGGCCCAAGCCCAAGACUCUGCAUGAGCUGCUGGAGCGCAUCGGCCUUGAGGAGCACACGUCCACCCUGCUGCUCAAUGGCUACCAGACGCUGGAGGACUUCAAAGAGCUGCGGGAAACACACCUCAAUGAGCUGAAUAUCAUGGACCCACAGCAUCGGGCCAAGCUGCUCACGGCUGCUGAGCUGCUGCUGGACUACGACACCGGCAGCGAGGAGGCGGAAGAGGGCGCCGAGAGCGGCCAGGAGCCAGUGGCACACACGGUGGCAGAGCCCAAGGUGGACAUCCCGCGUGACUCGGGCUGCUUCGAGGGCUCAGAGAGCGGGCGCGACGAAGCAGAGCUGGCGGGUGCCGAGGAGCAGCUACACGGCCUCUCCCUGGCCGGGGCACCUUGAGGCAGCAGUGUGGGCCGAGGCUGGGCCUGAGCAGCCCAGGCCGCGGGGCUGGACUCAGCCUUCCGCGGUGGCCCCGGGCCGGAGGACUGGCACCAAGCCCGGCCCCGCUCCCCCAGGGGUGCCUAGGUCAGCAGAGGCCGGCCGAGCCCUACAGGCGCGGCUGGAGUGCACGACAAGCUGAGCCGCCGAAGCCGGGCCGCCUCCCUCCACCAGCUACUUGACAGCACAGCCCUUCCAGCUGCGGCCAGAGUAGGGGGGCACUGAGGGGGCACCGGGCCCAUGCCCCUCACCACCAAGGCCUCCAAACCCUCCUUGCCUCCACACCACCUUCCCCUGUCGCGCUGCUCCUGAAAAGGGGGCCGAGUCGGUGGUUCAGGUCAAUCUCAAUACCCUAGGGAAACCUGGUCAUUGAAAAGGACUCUAAUUGAUCACAGGUGAAUCCAGAUUCUCUAAAUAAGGUUUGAAGCCACAUGUACAUGUAUCUUUCCUACUUUCCUUCACCUUAAUUCUCUUACAGGUUUAGCCACUAAAUCACUGUGCCACUUGAACUGAGUGCCUUCCUCAAUCUGGGUCUAGGACAGGUCAGAAUAAGAAUGGAUAGUUGCUGAGGGCCAACUCUGACAUUCUGUGAUAUUAAACGUCUGCUGUCCCGUUACCUGUGGCCCAGGACACCAGUGGGGCUUACUAAGGGGGCUGGAGGGGCCUUGGGCUCCCAAAUGAAACAUCUCCUGCUCAUCCGUUCCAUACUUCCCCACGUAACUCAAGCCAAGCUGCAACCCCCCCAGCUUAAAACAAUGCCCACACCUCAGACAACAAGCGCCCUCCCCUUCCACUCCCAGCCCCUUAAAUGACACUUCCCCCAAGGCCAAUGGCAGAUGGCCCGACCUGACUUCCAAGGGCAGACCGGCCCCUCAGAAGCAAGACUUGGCCUCUCCUGUGGGUCCUUACAAGCAAAGAAAGCACAAAGCUUGAUACUGGGGAGUCCACUGUCCCACCUUUACUCUGCUAAAGGUUUUGAUGGACCUUGAGCUCCAGAAGGGGAGGGAGAGUCAAGGAUCCUGGUACUUGACCCCAGUGCCAAGUCCAUGCCCAGAAUUCCCAGAGUAACCCUUUCCUGGGGCCCAACUGGCCUGAGGGCAAACAGUGCCCGCCAUGUCUUGGACUGCCUGUUUAGUGGACACUUUUGGACCUAGUCCCAGGAACUCUGGUAGAAGCCAUCUUGGGGGAGCGGUUUGGGUGUAAAUAUGAGGGGGGUGAAGGGAGGUGGGUUGGUAGCAAUAAACAGGUAGAACUAAAUUACCGUCUCCGGUUAUCUUUCCUAUGGAGAGAGCGUUGGGCGGGCGGAACAGACCAGUCUCCUUCAAAGCUGGACUCAGCAAAAUGUUCUCCACUGUCAGGGCCGUCUGUCCCUUCCCCAAAGAUGCUCAGUGCCCUUGACCCUGCUGACCACUAACCAGCCCUCCUCAGAGCACUGGCUCCCGUGGCCACCAGCUUGCUGGGGUCUGAGGGUGGGGGGUAGCUAUUCCCCUCUUCCUAGAACUAUUCAUUGCCCACCCUGCCCCCCGCACCCCGCGACAAAGGGCCUGCUCCGAGGGUUGUCCAAGAGAGGGAGAUCUGCAGUGAGCAGGACCUUCCCUCUGAGGUCACCUCUUCCUGGGUCCCACCGUGCGCCCACUGAAGCUACACCAUCUCCUGGGAGGUGGGCUGGAGACUCCUGGCUUCCUUUGGUUCUCCGGCAUUAACUGCACUAGGGACGGCAAACUGGAGUGUGAGCUUUGUUCUCAGCUGCACUCGUCCCACUACCCUUAGUGGCUUCGGGCAGCCCAAAUGGCCUCACCGCCGUAGUGGUACUGAAUAGUUGCUGUCAUUUCGUAAGCAGUGACAUGUGUGCUGGGCUCCACGCGCUUUGCAUGUAUCUCUCCUGUGAUCCUCAUGCUAUCCCCCUCCCACUGAGGUAGUACCAUCAUCUUCCCAAUUUACAGAGGAGGAAACAAGCUCAGACAGGUUGAAGAUGUUGAGUGGGAAGCCCAACGAGCUUUCAGAGCCCCGCCAGCCUUCCGGAGGGCAAACUAUCACUCCUGUGAUGUGCCUCUGACACCCUCUGACCCAGCCAUUCCCUUCCCAGGAUUCCAUCCCUACAAAGAGCCACACGAGUGGCCACAAAUAUAUGGACAAAGAUAUUCACGACAGCUUUGUGUAAGAAAUUGGAAACAACGCAAAUGGGGAAUUAGUUAGAUACCUUAUGGUUCAUUCAUACAGUACCAUUAAACAUGACGUUGUAGAAAAAUAUUUAACGACACAGGGAAAAUCUUUGUGAUUUUUUUAUUGUUUAAAUUGAAAUUUUAAAAUUAUACAAAUAACGUACAAACGUUCUUGUAAAAGAAGUCUGUGCAAUAUCAUGGGGGAAAAGUGAGUAAUAAACUUUAUUUAUAGGGUGA